AUUCCUAACACUGUAAUCGAUCGAUUAAGUUACGGUCAGGUUACGGUAAAAGGUAACGUUUCCUGAACCGUAUGAUCGUCCGGAUUAACGCACUUCCGUUAAAAAGAUAUGGUGCCACGAUGUCUUAGGGCUCAUCCGAAAGUGCAUUCAACUCAUUGCUAAAUGGGAAGAAGUUGCAAUAGCAUAAAUACUUUUGGUUCGAAUGUGUGCAUUAAAUGCGUAAAAUGGAGAAUCCAGAGUGUACUUUAUUGAGUGUCGUGAAGGUUGAGGAAGAUCUAAAGGAGUUUAAACAGGAACCUGUUGAUGAUGCAGACUUGGAAUUCGUACAAGUUGAAGAUACUCUGUCUCUGGAUGAGGCCUCCUUUGAGCAGGGGACGGCUGAUGACUCCAGAGAUGCCCUUGCAAUGUUCUCUGGAGACGAACUGAUGAGGAGCGACCGCUCGUUAAGCAGCUCCAAAGGUGACAUUGGCCAGCGAAGGCGGCUUCGUUUCUCGGAGGCUGAUGACAUGGUGCUCCUGCGUCGGGUGGCAGCCCUGAAUCCAUACAAAUGUUCCGCUCUCUGGAAGGAUGUCACCCAGAUGGUUGCCAUGAGAACUGGCAAGAAUUUCUCAGUACGUUCUAUUCGUGAACAUACUGACUUGCUCAUGAACACUUACUCUCUUCGCGGAAUGGAAGCCUGCCUCAAGAGGGCUCCAUGUGACAUGCGGGAAAAGAAGAAGCAGUUGCUUCAAAAAGUGCUAGAGAUAUGGAAGAAAGACUCUCAUCCUGCCAAAUCGUCAACUGGGAAUUCAACCAGCAGCAAGAGACCAGGGAAGGAACUUUUGGCAGACAACCAUCUAGAGCAUCCUGAUGACAGAGGUGAUGUAGAAGCAGACAACUCUAAUCCAGAUCCAAUCUCAGAUUUUCCAAUCGCUAAAAGUAGUCCCAGUCAACCUAUUGCUUCUAAUGAACAAAUGUCUGCAGUGUCAAAGACACCUUCAAUUUCUCUACUGAUUCCACAACAGAACAGCCCUGUUAAACUGCACUACAGCACACCUGCAUCAUCUGUGACUUACCCUCCAUUAUUGGCAAGCGGGCUCCCGCCCAACAUCCAACAGUUAGCUUUGAGUGCACGGAUGGGCUUGCAGAAACUGGCUGUUCCUUCUGCUUUCCCCUUCCCAGGGUGGGGGAGGCCAGUGCUGUCGAAAUUGGUCACUGCACCACCCUCCCGCAAUAGCCCACUUGAUCCUGUAGCGGACUCCGUCUUGCCAGAUCAGCCCCUUCCUCUCGUAUCCAAGAGUUCACCUGCACCCCCCACCUCCCCCGUGCCUGUGAAGGUAGACCAGUGCACAUCCCCAAUACCGUCUCUAAGUGGCGUGGCAACAAUAAAUGAUGCAGUUGCAGCUAGUGAUAAUCCUAUUGCUUCACACACACUACUAUUAGAUGACUCAACAGAGUUAGGUAAACAGGCAACUGCAGCAGUGUCAAUGAGGCCAGAGCGAAACAGUGAUUGUACAGUCAAAAAGAGGGGACCAAGGACAAGUUCUAUAUUAAGGGCCAGACUUCAUUUCCUCCAAGUGAGGCACAGGGACGAAUAUGGCUUGAGGGUGAAAGAACUCAACCUGAGGAAGCAGAGGCUUGCUUUGGAGGCAAGGAAGUUGCAUUUGGAGGAGAGGAAGGUGCAGCUUGAGGAAGAGAAGUGGAAAGUGGAGAAAAAGGAACGUGAGGAGAAGCUCCUUUUGAUUGCCGAGGAUAGGCAGAAUAAAAUGGCAUUGGAAAGAAGACAGCAAAGCAUGAUUGAUAUUCUCUUGGAACUCAAAAAGAAAGAGUGAUAGCUUAAAACAACGCCUGUUGAACAAAUUAACAUGGUCUUGACAUCAAUAAAUAUUCUUGUUCACUCUCAAGGAUGCACUAUUUUCUCAUUUUUGUCAUAUUUCAAAAUACUUUUCUUUAAUUCAUUUGAACACAGUUUUAGUCAUUGGAUUGGUUGUUGUGAGCACCUUGCUGGAAGGUAAUGUCUUGCUGAAAUUAUUAUCUCAUAUAACCACAUGUCACACAAUGGUGAUGAAAAUAAGCGUUUCUUUUGCAAUAUUGGAUUGAUAAUGGAGAUUUAAUGCCUUGAAAAAUAAGUUUGAAAACGCCAAGAAAUAGCAUUACAAGUUAGUGUUCUUCUUGUUUAGAGAUGCCUAUAUGUUUUUAUUUUUCUUGACUGCAAAUAAAGGAAUUGAAAUUGUAUGAACUCGUUGAUACCUACAAACAGUUCCGUUUUCAACGUUCCUUGAAUAAAGAUGUUUUUUUGUCUACGUUUGUGCAAGGUUACUUAUUACUUAUUUUUAUGUACAUUAUCCAAUCAUCUUUUAGUAUCUUUUUUAUUCUUAUUUACAUGGAUUGUGCAACCGUGUGGGAAAUUAUUAAUGCUGGCACUCAUGAUCAACCAAUGAGCCUCUUAUAAAGAUCAGUUAAAUGACAAAAAAUGUGUUGAAUGAAAUAAAAGGAAAAUGAGUUGAAGUAUGGCUAAGAAAUGUGGAUUCUAAAACUCAGAGACGCCCAAAGUGUGGAAGCUACUCUGAUGGGAUUGCUAUAUCACCUGACAGGAAUCAUAAGACUACACCUCAAAGAAAUUAGGACCUUAAAACAAAGAAUAUUGGCAAAAGGAGGGAAUAAGGAUGUAAGAGAACCAGAAGAGAUGGUUUUCCCAUGUUCACAUUAUGAUAAAGCAAAGAUUACCAAAAGAUGCCUUAAAGAAGAAUCUCCUAGGACAGAGAGAUACAGGAUGAAGAUAUGGAUCAUUCAAGAACACCCAGAGAUAUAGCUACCAGUUCUACUGAUUAAAUAUGAUCAGGUAACAUGCCUAGUACAUGUGCAGAUGAUGGUGAUUAGUGGGCACGUUUCAAUGAAAUGUCAUUUUUCUUUUCAGUUUAGAGCAAUGCCUUUCAGUAAAGACAUUAGCAACAAAUGUUCUCCACAGAAUUUCUGAGUAGCCUAUUCCAUUUCUUUGCUCAGUUUUUGAAGUGUCAGCCGUUGUGAGAAUAGUCUGAAAAACCUAACAGCAUCGUUGUGUGUUUGGACAAUUGUAACGACAGACGAUUGUUUGGUAAGGCAGAAAUUCUGUUAAAGAACAGUCAAAAACCAAAACUUUUCAUGCUGAGUUCACUUGAACGAAAUAAAAAAGCCUCGAUUACAUCAGUAACGUAUCCAACAGCUUGAGUUAUUCAUCUGAAUUGGAAUCGAAAAAAAAUUUAAGUCAUUGUUCUCUGCUUUUAGGGUAAUUAAAACAUUUCAAGAACAUUCUAUUGAUCAUUUUUGGUAAUGUUUUUUGUCAUCAAAAUCUGCCCGCUAAUUAUCAUUAUCUCUUCAACAUAUCAUAUCAUGUUGCAUGAUAUAUUGUUCUUGAUUCAGUUGGGGCGGAUUUUGGGCAAGGUGAGCAGGGUAGUUACUGUGGGUACUGGGUACCUGAGACUGCCAACAUUUUUGAAAAUUAUAUACUUUUACACUUGUUAAGUUUUUAAAUUAUUUAUUUUGUAUAUAUUCAGUUAAUAAAUGUUACCCAAUGUUAAAACAUUCAUAAUAAUUUUAAAAAAUUAUUUAGCAAAUAGGAGCAGUAGUACAUACAAUAGCAAUUAAUAUCAAAAAAUGUUUUGUAAAUUAGUUUUGUUUUUUUUAAUGUGUGAGGGUGCCCAUUUAUUUAGCCCUUGGCACCAAAAACUCAAAGCCCGUCCCAGAUUCACUACACACUACCUGUAAUUACAAUAUAUACAGGUACUAAAAGUGCAGUAUGAUUGGUGAACAACUUGUGGAAGAGUAUGUCUAUUAACCUUUAAGUGGUAACACAAAUUUUAUUAUGUUAUAGGUGACACUGGUGUAUCAAACCCUGCGAUUUAUUUCUUGUUUCAAUUUACAUUCUUGAAUGUACUUCUUAUAUAACUAAAAACUGAGACUAGUCUUUGGAUGACAAUUUCCCAAAUAUAAUUUUUUUAACUUGAAAUUCUUAAAGCAGGCUUGUUAUAGGAAUGUUUUAAGAUAGUGUGAAAUUCAGUGUUAUAUAUUUGUUUUAGAUUAUAAUAAUUCCAUAAUUCAAUAUAAAUUUGGUCUUCUGUCAUUCAUAGCCAAAAUUCUUGGAACACUCCUAGUAAUUCGGUGUUUCACACUUAAUGCACUUGUAAUUAGUAGGGAAUGGAUUUCCAUGCAAAAUUGUUUUCAGUGGUAGAAGAUAUCUGUAUUUGAUAUAUCUUUCUACUGUUUAUAUCGCAUUCUAGGAACAUUAAAGAAGUUUUUAUUUUACAUAUUUUUGUAUAAUUACGUAUUUUACUUAUCGCUACACAUUUCAUUAUAUUUUAAUAUCUUGUGUGUCAAAAUGGAAUAUUGGUAAUAUGAGUUUGCAAAAAAACUUUCAAAUUCAGUAUCAACUGCGCCUUUUGUUGCUUUGUAAUGCAAAAUUAUUGCACGUUUUGUGGCUUCUGUAUUGCUAAUUGUUUUGUGUCAGUACAGAGUGAUAAGAACUAUGUUCCUGUCUUACGAUCGAUAGUUUACAAUCGUAGUGUCUGGUGUAAAAUAAAAGGAAGAGUUGUGAACUUCUUUAUGGUGCAUUUGUUGGGGAAUAUUUUUUUGUUAUUGUGCCCAGAUUGUUUUCCUUUUUAGACGAGAACAUGUAAAAAUAUGAAGAAAUAUCACAACAUAAGGAUUAUGCGCCUUCAAUUCACUACUUAUAUCUGAUAAAAUUCAGGCCUUGAUUUUUUCUGAUUCUCUGCCGGAAAGAUUUAUAUGUGUUAAUUUGAGUUGCAAAACAUGAAGUAAUUACAGUCACAUAGAAUCGAAGUCUUAAUGUCAUAUUUCGCCAGUUAGCUUUUGACACUUUUUUUAGCAAUUAUUGUCAAGAUAAUAAUUAUGUGCAUUGGUGAGAUACAUUUGCUUUAUCCCCUAUUUUGCUGGUUUAUUUGGCAUGUACAUGCUAAACUUGACACUUUUCUCUGAACAGGGUAAGUGCUCCAAUAUUGUAGUUUCUGUUUGAUAUCAGUUUAUUGAAAUUAAAAGAAAUUGCUGCAGCUGAAUCUUCUUUUUCCCUUUCUUUACAUGUAGAUGAGUCGUCAAAUCUCAAAGCCAAUAAAAGGACUUAACAACAUUUCAAUGACAUACUUCCCUGAAAUAUUGGGCAUCUGUAGAACUGAGUGCCUGUUCUCGACUGGAUUUGAAGAUAGUGCAUAAUUUCAUCAAACAUGUGAAUACUUCAAUUUCAUCAUAACAGUGCCUUUGUAUCAGGGAUUUUCAUUUGUGUAUUUUGAGGUUACUUCUGAUCAGUCCUAGCUCUGUAUUUGUAUGCCUAAUUAUUUCAGUAAUAAUUUUGUUAUCGGCUCCACACUUCUUCAGGCCUAGAAUUCUCUUUUUGAGACAAUCACCUUUUAGUGAAGACCAUUUCACCUUAAUAAUAUUAGUGUCCUUGUGUACACUCUUGUUUGUUUGCUCUGAACUCCAUGUGAAACAUUCUCUUUCCUACAAGAAAAACUGAUUGAUGUCAUCUGUUGCAUCAGAAUCUGAACUCCCUUUCUUCACUAUAAUUUUCAUCAAUUUCUGAAUUUGUUUUGUGAGUAGAACCCGAGAAAUCUUCAUCCUCUGGUGCAAAUGAAUGUUUUUAUACAAUUGUCUUCAUCACUUUAUCUCCUUGUUGUUAGGCUAAAUGGAUCAACAGCUGACUUCGACAAGACAUGUUUAUAUGCUUGUUCUCUUUGGAAAUUUUCAACUAAACUGAAAUAAAUAAUGAAAUAACCUUGGCUAUAUCAUUUUAAUGGUUCUUGCUUCAAACAAUAUUUACAAGGUGCAAGAAAUGAUCACAAUACAAUUCCUGAGUAGCCUAUUCAAUUUAUUCACUCGUGUAUUGGAAUGUCAGUCUUUG
Molecule: messenger RNA, 5866 nt
Organism: Gryllus bimaculatus (two-spotted cricket)
Lineage: Eukaryota; Metazoa; Arthropoda; Insecta; Orthoptera; Gryllidae
Source: the annotation of a GenBank genome assembly